Messenger RNA from Oldenlandia corymbosa var. corymbosa, 2734 nucleotides. The record is from the annotation of a GenBank genome assembly. NCBI's taxonomy places the organism in Eukaryota, Viridiplantae, Streptophyta, Magnoliopsida, Gentianales, Rubiaceae.
GAAUAAAGUAGUUUAGGCCAUGUUUCUGUGUUACUGUGUUCCAUAAUCCCCACCCGGAAAUACUUGAAUAUUGGCUCACCACGUCGGCCAAUUCGGAGGAACAAAUCAUCUGAAGUUCUGAACUGAAUUUGGCCCAUUCUCAGCUAAAAUUACACAAUUAAAACGGCGAAUUUCACUGGUUGCUCCUGCUGGCGGUUGAGAAUACUUGCGGUCAUGUUGCCGUCGGCAACUCUUUGGUGCCGGCCAUUUAGUUCUGCACGGCCUUCGUCGGCUCCCAGAAUCUCAAACGGCAUCGCAGAGCGUAAAAAAACCCAGAAAUGGGACGAUAAUUCUAAUAUCAAUUCUAAACAGUUGAUGACCAGGAAGAAGAUGAUGGGGUUCAAUUUGGGAGGAAGUCAACUUCUUAUGAGCAAUGUGAAUCGCCGGAGUACAACCAUUGCCGGAGUUGGCCGCGGCGGUUCAGUCACGGAAUUGGAUGAUAACGUACGGAAAUUUCUCCAAGUUGCUCUGUGGGCUACUGAAGCUGUCUAUAUUGUGUGGCUUUUCUUGCUCCCGUAUGCCCCAGGGGAUCCUGUAUGGGCCAUUAGUUCAGAGACGAUCAAUUCCUUAAUCGGCCUUUCUCUCAAUUUCUUCUUUGUUCUGCCUUUCUUAAAUGCUGUUGGAGUUCACUUGCUGGAGGGACCAGUCCUUCACCCGAUGUCUGAGGGCUUAUUCAACUUUGUGAUUGCUUGGACCUUGCUAUUUGCACCAUUGCUGUAUACUGAUCGGAGGAGAAAUAGCUACAAGGGUUCACUGGACGUCUUAUGGGGAUUUCAAAUGUUCCUCACAAACACUUUCUUGAUACCAUAUAUGGCUCUCCGUCUGAACAAGGGUGAUGAGACUCGUACUAAAAGGAAGACCUCGCCCCUCGGUUCCGUAAUGAUUAAUGGUGCAUCAGUUGUUGGAUUGACCGGUGCAGCUGUUUGUCUGUUAUCUGUUUUGUGGGCAAUUUACGGACGUGCGGAUGGAGAUUUUGGCAAUAUAUCCGAGAGAUUGGAUUUUUUAGUGAAUUAUCUUGGUUCCGAAAGGCUUGCAUAUGCCUUCAUUUGGGAUAUAGUCCUCUACACGAUAUUUCAGCCUUGGUUGAUAGGUGAGAACCUACAGAACAUUCGAAAAGACAGUGUUAAAAUAGUCAGUUACCUCAGAUUUGUGCCGGUUGUGGGCUUAGUGGCCUACUGUAUAUGUUUGAAUGUGGAGGAAGAUUCAUAGCUGUAAUGUUCUAAAAUCACAUGUAUGAUAAAUCUAUUUCCUCUGAUAUCCAUUUUUUAUUAAAAGAAAAAUUCCUUGAUAUCAGUCUGUGCUGGCCAUUGGUAUCAUGGAUGGAAUUUCCAUGUUUCCCUUUAUUCAAGUUGUGCAGAUGUUCCAAGUGUUUCUGAGCUUCAACUUAAACACGGAGGUUAAGGUAGCAACUAUUGACCUAGAUGCUAUGAAUGGAGAACACUACUAGGACAUUUACAAGAAAGUUUUUCAUAUUCGUUUUCAACUUUGAGUUCAGGAGCAAGCAUGAUGUGAAAUCUUCUAAAGCAUGGAAGUCUUCAGAUUCCAAGCCUUCUUGAGCUGAUGACACAUUGAGACUUUUGGAUCAAGUAAAAGUAAAAGAAGCAGCUAAUCUGAAAGUAACUUCCAAUAAAUCCUCCAAUAAGAUAAUACAAUCCGCAAUCUCAUAAACUUGCUUAAAAAAAUGGAAUUGAACUGUUUUUAGCCAAUUAUGAGGUCAAAUUGCCACCACUCUGCUGCCAUAGGUUGAUAAUGUCAGUUGCUUGAUUCAAAAGGAUGAUCAUUUUCUUCUGGGAUAUCCAUGGCUUGCUCUCUAGAGUAGCUUUGAGCUCUUCCCAAGCAUCUUUCCUUGGCCAAAAGAAGUAAGGACUGAGAGGAACAGUUCCAUAGCCAGGUAUCCUUUGAUCCAGUGACAAACCAAUGUUCUUCUCCAUCCAUAUGAACUUCAACACAAGCUCAGGCUUCGGCUUCUGUGCUUUCUUCGCCACAAUUUCUUCCACCUGGAAAGCAAAAAAAAAAAAAAAAAAAACAAAAACCCAAGAAUCAAAAAAGAAAGCCUCAAUAAGGAUCAACACAUAUAAAGAAAGAAAGAGACAGGAAGUAGGAAUAAUACAUACUGCAGGGAGGAUGGUUUCCUGUGGACUCUCAGGGGGAGUUUCUACUGCAACUUCUUCUGCAGUAGCUGAAGCAUGAAGCUUCUGAAUUCUGCUAAUUGGUUUGGUUUUGAUACUUAGAAGGAUUGAUGGGUGCUGAGAACCAGCUUUGUUAGGCCUAAAAGAAGAGUCUUGUGGAGGAAUGAUGCAGGAGAAUUUCUGGGAUGGAAAUGAAGGACAUGUUAAAGUGCUCCUAACACCAGAUUGAACUGACAUGGACAACAUUUUCUGAAUUCUUCCCUGAACAGAACAAGAUGGCAAGAAAGACAGGUACAGGAGGAAUCUAUAUGAAUUGGAAGAACCUCUAAAGAUUAAGGUUGUUUAGAGGAGUUGCUUCUUGUUUGUUCACUCAGGAUAAGGUAUCAGAUCAGGUUACUGUUUGAGUUACUGAUGGGAGAGAAGAACUGAACAUAAAAUUUGGAUGGGCCAAUGGGCUUUAAUCUGUUUCGGCUACAUUAGUAAGCCCAACAUGAUAUUGGAAAUGAAAUCCUCAUUGACUUGUCUAAAUUUUAAUUUUUGUCAGUUUUUUUUUUGUUGAUAUUUUU